This is a messenger RNA of Trifolium pratense (red clover), 2451 nucleotides long. RefSeq lists its product as uncharacterized. Gene Ontology annotation, biological process: lipid catabolic process. The record is from RefSeq and is a predicted model, not a curated record. The transcript is spliced from 7 exons. Lineage: Eukaryota; Viridiplantae; Streptophyta; Magnoliopsida; Fabales; Fabaceae. Bases 216 to 2132 code for a protein of 638 amino acids.
GGUAAUAAUCUUUUCACAUAAAGAGAAAAUUAAAACACCAUUCUCUCUAUUUAUUUCUUCUCUGUUGCGUUUCCGAUUUCAUACAAACACACAAACCCAAAAUUCCAAAACCCUAAAUUUCUAAUUUUUUUCGAAACCCCAUUUUUUCUAUCCAAGAAAAUUCAAUUGGGGUUGAUUUUUGAUUUCUUGAUCUGAAACACCGAUUGGUGUUUUCUAUGGCGACGGGUACAAUGGCGACGGCGGCCGGAGCUGCGGUGAUGUUGUACUACGUGAGUCGGAGAUUGACAAAGAAGGAUGAAGAAGAAGAUGAUCAUUCCGAUGGAGAUGUAUCGAAAUCGAGUAGAUCGAUUCGUCGGAGAAGGAUUUCACGGCGACCUGCUCAGGCGCCGGCGACUUUGCUUGAAUCGAUUGGGACUUUGUCUGAAACUUUAAGGUUUACUUAUUCUGAAACCCUUGGAAAAUGGCCUAUUGGUGAUUUAGCUUUUGGGAUCAAUUAUUUCAUGAGAAAACAGGGUAAUUUAGCAGUUGCUAGUGUGUAUGCUGGAAGCGAUUGUGUGCAACUUAAAGGAGAUGAAAUUAUUGCAGAAUUGUAUGAGCUUUUGAGGCUUUUGACAUUAUGUAUGUUUUUUUCGAAGAAGCCAUUUCCUGUGUUUUUAGAUUCAGCUGGAUUCACUCUUGAAGAUGUUCUUAUGCAGAAGCCUAAAGCUGGGCUUCUGAAGCCAGCUUUCACAAUUAUACGCGAUACACAGUCAAAAUGUUUACUUUUAUUGAUCCGGGGCACUCAUAGCAUAAAAGACACACUGACAGCUGCAACUGGUGCUGUCGUACCCUUCCAUCAUUCGGUUUUAAAUGAUGGUGGGAUAAGCAACUUGGUUUUAGGAUAUGCGCACUGUGGUAUGGUUGCUGCUGCUCGGUGGAUUGCAAAGCUCUGUACUCCUACCCUACUUAAGGCUCUUGGUGAAUGUCCAGACUUCAGUGUCAAGGUUGUUGGACAUUCACUUGGUGGUGGUACUGCUGCACUCUUAACAUAUAUUCUUAGAGAGCAGAAAGAGUUCUCCUCAAGCACUUGUGUCACAUUUGCGCCAGCUGCUUGUAUGACAUGGGAGUUAGCAGAAUCGGGAAAGCAUUUUAUCACUACCAUCAUAAAUGGUUCUGACUUGGUGCCUACAUUUUCAACUUCCUCUAUUGAUGACCUCCGAUCUGAGGUCACUGCCUCCUCUUGGUUGAAUGAUUUACGGGAUCAGGUUGAACAUACGAAGGUCCUCAAUGUUGUCUACCGCUCUGCAACUGCACUUGGAUCUCGCCUACCGACUAUAUCUAGUGCAAAAGCUAGGGUAGCUGGUGCUGGUGCUAUUCUGUGGCCAGUAACCACUGGCACUCAGGUUAUGAUGAAGCGUGCACAAAGUGUUGCAGAAGCUGUUGUCAGAACUCGCUCAUCGCUGUCAUCGUGGUCUUGCAUGAGUGCACGCCGCCGAAAUGUUGGUCCGUCACCAAACUCUGAUGCAGAAGACGUAACUGAAGUUUCUCUAUUAUCUGAGAGAAUAUCAGGGUCUCUUUUGACUGAAGAGACAGCAACAACGUCGGUGCUUACAGAUGAACACAAUUCCUCAAGCGGAGGAUCAGGCCAUGAUGACACAGAUGAGGAGGAACAGCUCAUUGCUUCUAAUCAAGACAUUACCACAUCCACCGUAGAUGAUAUAACAGAAGGGCAGUUAUGGUAUGAACUGGAGAAGGAGCUUCAAAAACAGGAUGAUACCAUUGACAUUCAUGAUCAGGAAGAAGAGGCAGCAGCAGCAAAAGAGAUAACUGAAGAAGAAAAUCAACUUGCCGAUGCUGCAGAAUGCAGUAAUUCAAUCACAACAUCAGAUAACUUAGAUAAUCAUCAAUUUUAUCCCCCAGGCACAAUCAUGCAUAUCGUGUCUAUGCCUAUGCCUUCUGAUAAUUCAGAUUCAAAUUCUGAUGAUCCUAUAGAAGAACAUGUCCGCUUAUAUGAAACACCGAGAAAGCUGUACAGCAAACUCAGACUUUCAAAAACAAUGAUAAAUGACCAUUACAUGCCAAUGUAUAAGAAGAUGAUGGAAUUAUUAAUCCGAGAUCUAGAGAAAGAUAGUAGUUCUAAUAGUUUAAUGUGACAAACAAGUUCUUUUGGAAAGUUAUUAGUGAAUACAGAAUUCAGUUUUUUUUUUUUUUAUAUUUAAAUUUAAAUAUUAAUCUCAAUGCUUCCCUCGUCGAGAGUCUUAAAGGAUAUUUAUUUCCUUCUGUAUAUACACACAACGAAUUAUUGAAGCAUUGAUUAUGUACACCAUAAUAGGUAGAAGCUGAGAUGAAUAUUUCUUUCUUAAAGAAGAAAGUUGUACACACCCUAUGGGUUCUGUUUAAUGUUAUUCUUAAGCUUGAUAUUCAAAAUUUACAACAAAUUAGAGCAAAUAGCAUGAAUGUAUUAUUAAUGUA